Molecule: messenger RNA, 954 nt
Organism: Ordospora colligata OC4
Lineage: Eukaryota; Fungi; Microsporidia; Ordosporidae
Product: PP1 serine/threonine phosphatase
Exons: 1
Coding region: 1-954 (317 amino acids)
Cellular component (GO): cytoplasm; nucleus
Molecular function (GO): protein serine/threonine phosphatase activity
Source: RefSeq, a predicted model, not a curated record
AUGAGCGAAGAAAGGGCAGAUUUGGAUAAGAUAAUAGAAAAACUUCUUGCUGUGCGCAACAGCAAGUUAGGAAGGCUUGUGCAUCUGUCUGAGGCAGAAAUAAAGUAUCUAUGCGAGCGAUCGAUUGGAGUGUUUAAGCAGCAGCCAACACUGGUUGAAGUGAAAGCACCGGUCAAAAUUUGCGGAGAUGUGCACGGGCAGUACUAUGAUCUAUUGAAGCUGUUUGAACACGGAGGAUAUCCACCCGAGAGCAGCUACUUGUUUCUUGGAGACUAUGUUGACCGUGGAAAGCAAUCUUUAGAAACAAUCUGCCUCCUGCUCGCAUACAAGAUAAAGUAUCCACACAACUUUUUCCUACUGCGUGGAAAUCAUGAAUGUGCCAGCAUCAACAGAAUAUAUGGAUUUUAUGAUGAAUGCAAGCGACGGUACGACACGACAAUAUGGAAGAUGUUUACGGAGUGUUUCAACUGGAUUCCUAUAUGUGCGCUUAUUGAUGGAAGGAUUUUGUGCAUGCAUGGAGGAAUAUCGCCUGACUUGAAGAGUAUGGACCAGAUACGUGCGAUAACGAGGCCCACUGAUAUUCCUGAUGAAGGAUUGUUGUGUGAUUUGCUGUGGAGCGAUCCCGAUGCAAGUGUAAAGGGAUGGGGAGAGAAUGAUAGAGGAGUUUCUGUGACAUUUGGACCAGAUGUUGUUGAGAAGUUUCUUGAUACACACAAUUUGGAUUUGAUAUGCAGGGCACAUCAGGUGGUAGAGGAUGGAUAUGAGUUUUUUGCAAACAGAUCGCUGGUUACGGUAUUUUCUGCACCGAACUAUUGCGGGGAGUUUGAGAAUUCUGGAGCAAUAAUGGACGUGGACAAGGACCUUGUAUGUUCGUUCCAGGUGCUCAAGCCUACAGAGAUUACUGGCGGAGAUGACAAUAGGAAGAAAAAUACAGGAGGAAAUCGCAAAAGAUAA